Molecule: messenger RNA, 806 nt
Organism: Megalopta genalis
Lineage: Eukaryota; Metazoa; Arthropoda; Insecta; Hymenoptera; Halictidae
Source: RefSeq, a predicted model, not a curated record
GAAAAAUAUUCGUCAUGCACGUUGUAUGUUCGAAGCUGACGGGCCUAUAGCUGCGGUAGCAAAAGUAUUAAACUGUCCUGUACUUAGUUUUGACUCUGACUUUUAUAUACACGGAACAUUGUAUAUACCAUUUGACACACUCGGUGAUCAUGUAGUCAGGACUCGAAGAGGCAAAGCGAUGCGUUGUCAAAUUUACAGAUAUGAAUACUUCCUACGUAUUUUCAAAGGACUGACUCAUCAUACAUUGUCUUUAGCUGCAGCGAUACUCGGAAGUGACGUUACAAUAAAACCAGAGAUGUUAAAAAUUUUUUUCUCUAAAUUCGAAGCAUAUGGACCACAAAAAUAUAAGCAAAUCAUGCAACAAACAUUUACUUGGCUCAGCAAACGUACCUUGGACGAAGCUAUUGCUGAAAUCUUAAGUGGAAUACCUAAAUCAAAGAGACAACGAAUGUUAGAUGCAAUAGAAUUACACAUAAAUUACUAUACCUGUAUAAAUCUACCCGAAGCAGUGCUUGCACCAUUGAUUAUUGCUGAAUGCCCUAAUCAUUACAUAACAUCAGCUUACAAAUUUAAUAAAGAUAUUGAAAGUUUACCGUUCAGAGGAAAGUACUCCGAGGAGGACUUUGAAAUAAUUGAUGAAAACAUUAACAAUGAUAUGAUCGUAAUAAGAGAUAUACUUAUAGAACAUACCAAGAUUCAAAAUGGAAAUGAUUUGAUUAUUAACAGGUUACCCAGAUGGUUUGUGGAUGAGAUUGCUAAAGCUGAACUUCCAUCAGUUUUAAUGAACUACAUAGUAAAACACACGA